This is a messenger RNA of Gloeophyllum trabeum ATCC 11539, 2763 nucleotides long. Its product is annotated as P-loop containing nucleoside triphosphate hydrolase protein. Bases 1 to 2763 code for a protein of 920 amino acids. Gene Ontology annotation, molecular function: nucleic acid binding; ATP binding. Lineage: Eukaryota; Fungi; Basidiomycota; Agaricomycetes; Gloeophyllales; Gloeophyllaceae. The record is from RefSeq and is a predicted model, not a curated record. The transcript is spliced from 18 exons.
AUGCAGCCGCGAGCCGGCGGGAAGGAGGAGGAGGAGCACGUGCUCGUGCUCGACUUCCUCGACAACACACGCGGCAAGAAGAGCAAGAACACGGGGUUCAUGCUCGCGCCGCCGCCCGCACUCACACCUGCGGCAGUGAAGAAGCUCAUCGAGAAGCGGAACGAGCGGUUCGCUCAGUCUGUCGAUGAAUUAUUGUUGGCUACACCCGAGGACGAAGACCCCGUCCUCCUGCUCCAAGCCGCCGCGCACGACCACAUCCCCGUCAAUCCCUCCUCAGGGAAGAAGGCCCCCGAAGCGUUCGGCGAUACGAAGGGCAAGGGCAAGCAGGUCGUCCCGGACUGGAAAGACCGGCCGUCGAUCAACGAGAUUAUCGACGAGAUCCUCAAUGAGGGGUGGUAUAAAGACCAGAUUGUAGACAGGCGGACGUUCGAGGCGCGUGAGGGGCAGAUCGGGGUCCUGGACCCGCCGUUGUCGGAGAGUAUACGGCAAGCGUUGCACUCGGCGAGGAAUAUUACUGAGCUGUAUACUCACCAAGUUGCUGCUAUCGGUGCUCUAUCUCAAGGCAAGGACGUCAUCGUAUCCACCAGCACCGCGUCCGGGAAGAGUGUCAUAUACCAGGUACCGAUACUUCGCUUCUUAGAAGAUGACCCCGCCUCAACCGCACUGCUUAUCUACCCCACCAAAGCGCUCGCGCAAGACCAAAAAGCCGCACUCCAGCGUCUGCUCAGUGCGCACCCCUCCCUGUCCCACAUCAGAAUCGCCACGUACGACGGGGACACCCCGCAAGACUCCCGGCGCGAAAUCCGCGACACCGCCUCCGUCAUCUUCACCAACUUCGACAUGCUGCACGCGUCGCUCCUCCCGCACGAGGACCUCUGGCGGCGCUUCCUCAAAAACCUGAAGCUCGUCGCGGUCGACGAGCUGCACUAUUAUCAUCAGCUGUUCGGGAGCCACGUCGCGAUGGUGGUGAGGAGGUUUCGGAGGGUGUGCGCGGCUGUGGGGAAUCGGAGGGUGAGGUUUGUUUCGUGCAGUGCGACGAUUGCGAGUCCGGGAGAGCAUAUGCGUAGGGUGUUUGGGUUGGAGGAUGUGGAGGAGGUGACGGAGGACGGGGCGCCGUCUGGGCGGAAGGACUUUUUGAUUUGGAACCCACCACCCGUAGACCCUAUGGAUCCGAGUCUCGGGCGGCAUAGCUCGCUUUCGGAGGCGACGGGCUUGAUGAGGUUCUUGAUGAAACGCGGCGUGAGGGUCAUCUUGUUCUGCAAGAUCCGGAAGACAUGCGAGUUGGCAAUGAAAACGCUGCGCGCAGAUCUGAGUAGUGAAGGUCGGCUGGACAUACUGAAUAAGGUCAUGUCUUACAGAGGAGGGUACUCGCAGGAGGAUCGACGUAAGAUUGAAAGAGAUGCAUUCUCAGGCCACCUUCUUGGGAUUGUGGCUACCAAUGCCCUCGAACUUGGUGUGGACAUCGGGGUGCUGGAUGCCGUGAUAAUGCUGGGUUUCCCGAUCAGCAUAGCGAGUUUCAGGCAACAAGCAGGGAGAGCGGGACGGCGCGCUCGAGAUGCCCUGACCGUUCUGGUCGCGGACUCACUGCCGAUUGAUCAGCAUUAUGUGCUUCACCCGGACGAGUUAUUCGAGAAGGGAGUGAAGGACCUCGUGCUAGACCUGGAAAGCAAACCGAUCGUUGAAGCGCAUCUACAGUGCGCUGCCCAUGAAAUGCCCCUAAGGUUGGAGGACGAGAAGUGGUUUGGUCCUUUGACGAAGGAACUAUGCGAAACGAAACUCUCCGAAGACAAGGAUGGCUGGUACCACGUCCACCCGAAGUAUCUUCCCUUUCCCGCGAAGCACGUUAGCCUCCGCGGAGUUGAGGAAGAGAAGUACACGGUUGUGGACAUUAGUCACUUCAGUAGCUCCGGCAGCGUGGGUCGUAUCGUGGAAGAAGUGGAAGUAUCAAGAGCGCUCUUCGAGCUGUAUGAAGGCGGCAUUUUUAUUCACCAGGGAUUGACGUUCAUGGUGCAAGAAAUCAGCCAUGACUCCAAGGUGGCCAAGGUCGUUCGCGCCGAUGUCAACUGGAUCACGGAGCCCAGAGAUUUCACGAACGUGGAUGCAGUGCAAACUUAUCGUAUCAGAGAAAUCCGAGGUUCCAGCCACCGCGCAUUCUUUGGUCCAGCUUGCAUCAGGAACAAGACCAUUUUGGAUGCGGUAGAUUUGGACACGCCACCAUGGCAGCGGGAGACGACCGGUGCAUGGAUCGACGUGCCGAAAAGUGCUCUGGAGCUGAUGCAAGACCGAAGCAUCAACGCAGCUGCAGCCAUCCAUUCUGCGCAACAUGCGUAUCUAAACCAGUUCGCUUUGGGCGCGGAUCUCAGAACGGAAUGCAAAGUACCAGAGAAGGGAUACAAAGCCUCUGAAUCGCAGAGGAAACGUCCCGCACGACUCAUAUUUUACGAUAUUCAUGGUAAGGGGGGCGCCGUCGCUGCGAAAGCAUUCGAUCAUGUUUCAGAUGUGCUACGAAGUGCGGUAGAACGCGUGGAGUCAUGCCCAUGUGAAGAGGGUUGUGCUGCCUGUGUCAACAGUCCGUCAUGCAAAGAGGGCAACGUCGUGUCCUCCAAGCUGGGAGCCCUCUUAAUUCUCAAGACCAUCUUAGAAAUGCCCAUAGAUCCAAACGCAUUCCAAGACCAGUACGAGAGCCCUGACGAAGCUCAUCAAACAAUCGUACAGGCGUCAUUUGUCCGACCUGUCGAAGGAGUAGAGGUCGAGGCAGACUGA